UUGCCGCUGCGAUAGGACAACGGAUGCAUGUCGUUUCUACGGACUUAUCAUCUGACGACUCAAUGUUUCUAUUCUGCAUCAUCGAUCUGAUGCACAUUUGUCUUUGCCUAUUAGAGAAUGGAUGAACGGCGAGCGCCGGAACAUAUUAAGCGCGACUCUCCCAGUAAACGCACCAGAGGAGUGGUAUCGCCAGAAGGAGACGAUGCAAGUGAGGCGAGUGCCUCGAGCUCAUCGCAAAAAGCCCGAAGGUUGGAUCAGGAGGGUUCCAGGUCUCGAACAGAUCCCGAGCAAGUGAAUCGCUUCUUGUUUGUCGACUCUUCGUCAGCAGGGCAGAGACCACGUUCCGAUCAGCGUGCAAUCAAUGCUCAUAUCCAACAAAAUGCCUACAGAAAUCGGCGGCAGGCCGCUCAGAGGCAGCGAGGCUCAGAUGGCGCCAACAUUGGACGAUUUAGACGGGAACCUCAGUUACAACCACGACCGACAGAGCCACAUCCGGUGGCGGAGCCUCAACGCGCACCCGUGCAGAGUGUUGAACGUGCAACACCUCCGUCGACGCCAGCCUCCUUCUCUCGUCACUCCUCAGUCUUCUCACCACCUGUACGUCUGGAACAGGGUCAGGUGGAACGAUUGAGACAUUAUAGCAGUGUCCGAGCACCAGAAGUCCGUGAAGCCGUCAAUGCUCAACGCGAAGAUGAACAACGAUCCGCGAGUGAAAGUCGUCGCAGUAUCACCCCUGAAGAUGAUCCAUUACUGGUUGAAAGCCCUUCUGUGAGAUCGAUGCUCACGCAAAUUCUUCAACGACUGGACGCAGGUCACGCCGGGCAUUCUCUUCCAGGGUCGCCCGGCUCAAGCUCAAGAAAUAUGGCCCUAGAUCCAUUCAAUCUCAGCACGGUAACCGUCACUCCAGCUAUGAAUGCUGUCCUACGCCAUUUUUCGGAUGUGAUGAUACCCAGUGUCUUCCCAACUCGACAGCAAGCAGAGAUUCAGACUCGGUGGGCUUUUGGGAAAGCAGCCCAAGAACCGCUUGUGCUGUACUCGCUGUUAGCAAUCUCAUCAGCAGAACGCAGCGCUCGUUUAGGAGAAUUGAGCAGUGGAGCACAAGAGACGACUUUUACAGAGGACGACUUAUUGAAUCGGCAAGCCCCAGAUUUUGUUUCGUACAAAGUCAACGCUGUCAAGCUCGCAAAUGAGACCAUGAGGUCAAUGGACACAGCAGCCAAAGCUUCCACCAUCUUCGCCAUGAUGUGUCUGUUGUCCAUAGAAGUCAUCACUGGCAACCAAAAAGAAAUCUUUGAUCAUGUCAGUGGACUUCAAAAGUUGAUUGCAUGGCGCGGCGGAUAUCAUGAUAUACCACCACAUGCGGUCGAGCUUAUACUGUCUACUUCCUAUAUGUGUGCCGCGAUGACGAGAAGCUUGCCUACGCCUCCGCCUACAUCUUCCUUGGCCCGCUUGCCGCAAAACCUGCUCGAUGAGAUAAAACGCAGUUUGAAGGAAGACACACAACAGAUGGGUGCAGGCAUCUUGAACCCUGAAGUUGACAACAUUCUUUACUGGAAGAUCUCACAAGCUUUCCGAGAUAUGACGGAUGUGGUCCAAUAUCGGGAAUAUUACCACGAAAAACAACUGCAACCUCUCGAACGAGAGCUCGAAUACAUCAACGCGAAAAGUUACCAGUUCAGGUAUGCGGUGCUCUCGGCCCCCUUUGAGCCACGACCGCCGACAAGCGACAAGGAGGAAGCCUGUCGACUUGCCUUGCUGAUUUUUUGCUUCUGCAAUUAUCAAGUAUCGCAGCCUGAUUCCGCAUUGAACCGAACAUUGACCACUCAACUCAAGACGGCUUUACAGGCAUCGGACCUGCGCGGACUGUGGCAACCACACCAUGAACUCUUGACUUGGGUGCUACUGUUGGGUGCAUUCCUGUCUGCUGGACAAAGAGAACGGCCAUGGUUUGUCCUGAAUCUUGCCAGAGUUUCAGGCGUGCUCGGAUUGAAAGACUGGAGCGACGUUCGGUCCGUGCUGUUGAAGUACUUUUACCUCGAUCGCAUCUAUGCACGAGGCAUGCAAGCCAGUUGGGAUGAGGCUGCAUUGCUGGCGGAAACGAUGGAAGAACUAUGAUAAUAUAAUAUCCUCUACCAUUUCUGCUGGGAACACUACCAAUCAUCACACGCGGUCUCUUUCGCUCUCUUGCUGCGUAGGCCGACUUGAUUGUAGUCCAGAUUUAGUCUAGCAAAGCAAGGGGUAGGGAUGGUCAUCCCUGAAGACUGCCGGACAUCUAGACUGCUUUGUUAGGCCGU
This is a messenger RNA of Exophiala viscosa, 2294 nucleotides long. RefSeq lists its product as uncharacterized. Lineage: Eukaryota; Fungi; Ascomycota; Eurotiomycetes; Chaetothyriales; Herpotrichiellaceae. The transcript is spliced from 4 exons. The record is from RefSeq and is a predicted model, not a curated record. Bases 118 to 2115 code for a protein of 665 amino acids.